AUGAUUGACGAUUUGGGAUAUGAUGACUUAGGGAGCUGUGCUCAAAUUUUUCAUAGGGCUAGGAGCCCAAAUAUCGAUUUUUUGGCAAAAGAUGCUCUUCAUUUGGAAAAGUACUACAAUCAGCCGUCUUGUACCCCUUCAAGGGCAGCUUUUAUGACCGGCCGAUACAACAUUCGCUACGGCCUUCAGUCCGGCGUGAUCAAGCCCGACGAGCCAGAAGCCAUCCCUCUUUCUGAAACUCUCCUGCCCAAAGCUUUCAAAGAAUGUGGUUACAAUACCUCGAUGCAUGGAAAAUGGCACUUAGGAUUUUACACGAAAGAGCAUUGCCCGCAAAACAGGGGUUUCGACCGUUUCUUUGGCUUCUAUCUCGGCUCACAGGACUAUUUCUACCACGAUUCGGGAAAUGAUCGAGGCGAGAGUGACGGACCCUCGCAGCAUAUCGGAAAAAGAAAUGAAAAACAAUUUCGACCGUCUGGCUACGAUUUUCGGGAAGCAUACAGUAAUGGGACGGAAAAAGUCAGAUUUGAUCUGAAUGGGACUUACUCGACAAAAGCUAUCGCGGAAGACUUUAUCGCGAAAUUGGAUGAUUAUGAUCCCCAGGGUGGUUUUCAAUGA
This is a messenger RNA of Oikopleura dioica, 615 nucleotides long. The record is from the annotation of a GenBank genome assembly. Lineage: Eukaryota; Metazoa; Chordata; Appendicularia; Copelata; Oikopleuridae.